Messenger RNA from Synchiropus splendidus (mandarinfish), 5049 nucleotides. It is a transcript of the gene snx30, whose product is annotated as sorting nexin family member 30. Gene Ontology annotation, molecular function: phosphatidylinositol binding. The transcript is spliced from 8 exons. The record is from RefSeq and is a predicted model, not a curated record. The coding region runs from base 1618 to 2964 and encodes 448 amino acids. Lineage: Eukaryota; Metazoa; Chordata; Actinopteri; Syngnathiformes; Callionymidae.
CGACAAAGACGAAUAACAUACAGUUCAAUGCUACAUUUUACAUUUCUAGUCUAUACUUUUGGAAUAAUAACAAUAACUUAAUAAUUCAACAGUUAACUUGGUGACCUGCUAAUCAUUUCCAACUGAAAGUCAUCAUUUCGUUUCCUUCGUUUUGAAAUAAAAUGGAUAAUAUUGCAUAUGUGUUUUAAAACAUUCUUUAAAACAUACACAAACUUGUGUGUUUUCAUGGACAACACUCACUGCCCAUGUGAUGUUACCGUCGUGAGCUAAAUCGCCUCAUUUUGAGGAGAAAAUCUGUCAAUGAUUACGUGUCAAAGGUUAUUUUGUCAACCAUUAUGGUGGAUCUCCUGACCGUCCCUGACUCAGUGUUUAUCAUGUCACGAUGAUGUGCUCUGAAUCUUGGUUUGACAGCACCGUUUAUUGCUGCUUUGACCUAAAAAUGAUACGGUACGGUGAAAGAAAACUUUGCUAGCCACUUGAAACUCCUGAAAAGUAUUGAGAAGAGAUACGUUUCCAGUUUCUCUGCACAUGUACCAGAACACAGCUGAGGAGACUGGAGCUCCUCAGUUUACUCUCAUAUGUCAACACAUUUCUAUAACUUGUAAUUACAUCUUGCAGUUGUACAGGGGCUCUCUGUGUUUGCAUUUUGGAAAUUAUAUAGCAGCCUUAGUUUGAGUCACCAUUAAGAUUCGGCAUAAAGACAUUCAUCUUAUGGACCAGAAUACAUUAAAUCACAGGUCUCAUUCUUGAAUAAGCAGUAUAUAUUAUUUUUCAAUUGUUCAUUGAUUUGCAUGAAAAGUGUCUGAAGUGGAACCAAGUUAUGAAAGAAUGCAGGUUCUCGACAUUCAGUUGAGUAAAUAUGAAUAGGUGUGUGUGUUUUUUGCCUCAUCUAUAGUGUAACAGAAACUGUCAUUGUGGAAUUUUAAUAUAUGGUGGAUUAAAACCAUGAAAAAUUCUAAAAAUGUAAGACUGGGAAGAGACAGGGAGGCAGAUGAAGGAGAUUAUUUUGUGACUCUGGCUUGCAAAAGGCUUAUUAUUGCUCAGGAAGUACAAAAUGCUAAAUAAAUCCAAACAAAAGCUUUGGGAAUCGUGAAAGAGAUUUCACAUGGUCGAUGUUUUAGACACUGCAGUUUUAAAAUAGAACAACUCCAGUGGCUGUGGUCUAAGUGUGUGCUUGUGUGCCAAAGAAAAAAAAAAGUGGAGAAAGCAAGCGUGUGGUUAGCGUGAGGAUUCUAAUCCUUUCAUGGGAAGUGACUCAGGGAUAUUUCGAAAGUGUUGCAACACAGUGAUCGCAGGUACAGGUAUAUUAGUUGCAUUUAUUUCUUCACAGUCAUAUUAAAAUGACUGAUUUGAUGUUGAGAUUUAAACUUGGCAUCAUGUCUCACAAUAGCAAAAAGUCCUUAGUUUUUUUUUGCUUUGCUUCAUCUAGAAGUUAUAUGUUUAUAACAUGUAAUAAAAUGUCACAAAAAAGCCUCAAUUCUUUUUCUGCUGCUUAUUUCUGGCAAUGCUGGGUUUAUGGUGUGUUGGAGUCUAUCUCAACCUUCUCAUGACUCCUCAAAAUGCUGUCCCAAAUUGUCCCUUUUUCUUUUCGCUCGUCCAUCAUUUAGUUAUGUGUAAAUGAAUAGCAAUGUUGUGCGAGUUGAUUCUGGAUUACCAACCAGCCGUAACCACAACAACAGCCUCAUUCACCGACAAAAACAUCAGCAUCUGUCCUUUGUUAGAGCUGAUUGUCUCCUCACCACAGUGCCAUAUUUGUCCACUCAGGAAGCCGGAUUGGCCAACGGCACGCCGGUGGAGACGUCCAGUCCGUCCUCCGUGUCCUCGCUGUUCAACAGGCUGCAGCUGGACGACGACUUGGAGGCCGACAUUCCCAGGGACCCUUAUGACUCCACAGAGACGCGUGACCUGUUUGUCACGGUGGAUGACCCGAAGAAGCACGUGUCCACCAUGGAGACCUACAUCACCUACAGAGUUUCGACAAAGACGACUCGGGUCGAGUUUGACCUCCCGGAGUAUUGUGUGCGACGGCGCUACCAGGACUUUGACUGGCUUAGGAUCAAGUUGGAAGACAGUCAGCCGACCCAUCUGGUUCCGCCGCUGCCAGAGAAGUUUGUCAUGAAAGGAGUCGUGGACCGUUUCUCAGAAGAUUUUGUUGAAACACGGAUGAAGGCUCUGGAUAAGUUCCUGAAGAGAGUUGCAGACCACCCUGUCCUGUCCUUCAACCCUCAUCUUCAUGCUUUCCUGUCAGCCAAGGACCUGAACAAGCGUCAGGGUCUGGCUCUGCUGACCAAAGUGGGCGAGUCGGUCAAACAUGUGGCGGGCGGCUACAGGCUGAGAGCGCGACCGCCCGAGUUCUGCGCCAUGGGAGAUUACCUUGACACUUUCAGCCAGAAACUGGGAACCAUCGACCGCAUUGCUCAGAGGAUCCUCAGAGAGCAAUCAGAAUACCUCGUGGAGCUGCGGGAAUAUGGAAGUGUGUACUCCAACUGGGCACGCUCCGAGGAGGUGUUGCAGCGCCCCCUGGAGGGUGUGGCUAGCUGCAUGACGACCUGCAGCGGAGCGCUGGACGACCUCAGCGAGAGCAUGAGUCAGGACUUUCUACCUGUGCUCAGAGAGUACAGUCUCUAUGUGGAGUCUAUGAAGAACGUGCUAAGGAAGCGAGAUCAGAGCCAGGCGGAGUAUGAAGGACGACUAGAAGCGGCUGUGCUCCGUAAACAGGAAGACAAAACGCCUAUACCGGUGGAGGUGGAGAAGUGCCAGGACAAGGUGGAGUGCUUCAACGCAGACCUGAAGGCCGACUGGGAUCGUUGGCAGAGCAACAAGAGACUGGACUUUAAGCAGCUUCUCAGCGGCAUGGCUGACAAAAAUGUCAGCUACUAUGAAAAGUGCCAGGCCGCGUGGGAAUCGCUCAUUACUGUGCUGCAGGACAAACCGACGGAGGACAAAACUAGUGAGACGAACUGAAAGCUCGUGUCCUGGACUCGCAGCUAUUUUUUUUUUUUAAACACAGAUGUACACUCAGACACACACACAUACAGAACCUUGUUUCAUUGACCAGGCAGCAGGUUGACCUGCAGGACUUUUGAGAGCCGACCAAGCAGAAGAGCUAAAAAAACAUGGUGCAUUCAAGGACAUGGUGGAAAACCUUGUUCUGUUUUUUUUUUUGUGAAGUCACUUUUUCUACUUUUGCUGCCACUUUUUUUUUUCUUUUUUUCAUCCUCCACUUUAAGAGACGCAUCUGCGUUUUCUCUGUAGUGGAGUCAAGCUCAUCGACGGUCCUCUGUAUUUCAUGCUUUGUUGGAACAAAAACCCUCAGACUGCAGCAAAUGCUUUUGUCACCGUGUGUGUCAGCUUCGAGUUCAAAUUUAAGCCGACUGCAGAAGAGGAAAAAUUACUGUAAAGAAUAUAUUUUUCGAAGUCAGUACUUGAAAAUAGGUGAGAGACACAUGAACUGCGCUUGACAAUUAAACCACUUGAGUUGGAAUUUGAAAUCUUUUUCUUUCUCUUUCAAUUUUUGCCUGUUUUGGUUGAGACGGCCUUAAAGCGCCCUCUAUUGGCCAUCUGACUUAACUACACCGCUAGGACACAUUUUAACUUUCGACCCGUUAUAAUGUGGAAAAAAACAGCUUCCUCGCUGCAAUCUUUCCCACUUCAUCACCUCCUUUGCACCUUCACAUAGUUCCUAAAUUGAGAAAUCCAAUGUUGGAGAGGUCAGGUCAGCGCCACAGAAUGCUACUGGAGAACAUCUGCUUAUCCAAACACACACGCCAUAACUAUGUUUACAUGCUUCUUAUGUUUCAUUUUGAAGGCAUUAAUCGUCAGAGCAGCUUUUUUCCUAUUUGUUUAUUAUGUUUGCUGUGUGUGUAUAUGUUUUAAAGUUUACAUAAGGUGGAAUAUAAGACUGUUUCAGAAGAAAGCAGUUUAAAUUUGAGCACCAUGUAUAACAUUUCAAAGGUGACUGACUCUGUGAAAUUUAGCAGCUAAUAAAUAAAAGUCGUUUGUUCUGUAACACAACUCCUGUAAACACCAAGAAUGGUUCGGAACUAUUCAGUGUAGGAGUCGAUUGCUCACCUCUUUGUUCGAUAUCAGCAGAUCAUGUUCGUCCAAUUAAAACCAACUGUGACCUCUCUUAAAGAAUAGUUCAAUAACUGUAUUGGUCGGUGAUGCAGUUUCCCACCUUCAAAUAGCUACGUUCAUUUAUCACUGUUUUGUUUUCACCCACUGAAUUUUCUCUGUCAUGUACGAAGGAACCAAAAAGGGAUAUGUUACUGCCAAAAACACUUGAAUUUGUGGGGCCCAAAGUGAAGAGCUGUUUUCUCAAUUCACAGGACGACUGAAAUAGAUCCAUUCACUUGCUGAUAUUUGUUAGUCUAUUGCGCCUAACUGACUGUCAUGAGCACAUACGGUACAGUGGGGUAAAAGUAGCAUGCUUUUCAGUCAUUUAUUAUUUUGGUGAAUAAUAGUCCACUUUUGACCAAAUGUACAGCCGAGUCUAUUUUUGUACAGUAUAUAUACAUAUACAGAGGAGCCCCGAAAGACAAAAAUUGACCCAGCAUCAACAAUUUUUCUGUGAGAUGGCGGCGUGUUGAAGCCCCGUGUUAAACUGUGCCUGCUGAUUUAUCGUUGCACUAACUGUAGCUUCGCCCCUUUGCUGGAUUCCUGCUGAAACUAAUCUCUAACUAAAUUAAAUGUUUGCUGUUAAGUGGCCAAAAAGAGCAAUAAAUUAUCUAUAUAAGACGUCUGCAAAAAAAAAAAAAAAAGUUGUUUCUGCCAGCGCUUUUGUAGGCUUUAUUAUCAAGUUAUUUGAAAGGUCUCUCUCCCUCCCGUCUACAGUCAAAUUUAAUUUGAAGCACAGAAAGUUCUUUUCAGAUUCUUGUUUCUGUUCCUCCUCAGUGUGAAAUGUUUACGUUGUCGAUUUGGAAAUGUCAUGUAAUUAUAUUCAGAGGACAAACUUGUGUAUAUAAAUAUUUGGAAGCAGUUAUCUCAAUUUACCUCAAAUGUUUUUGUGAUAUAAUGGACCAAUAAUAAACAUAAUUCAUGUAUUUGACA